AAGUGCCUGGGCAUAAAGGAGGGUGGAGAGAGGGAGAGGAGGCAGUGAGGGAGGCAAGAGGGAGGAGGGAGGGAGGGAGGGAGGGAGGAUGAAAGGUGGGUAAGACCUCACUCGAGUCCCGUACUUCGCACUCUCCACCUGUACCUUGGCCUCUCGCACAGGUAAGUCAAUCCUCUGGCCUCACUCUGCCUCACGGGGCCACACCAGUCACUCGCCUGCCCCUCAAGCCCUCCGCGGGGCACCCAGGAUAUCCCAGGCGGCAGGAGCGGAGACGGAUACUUUUUUUUUAUUAACUUUAACUGAAGCCAUUUAUUCCCAUCAUCACCUGCUGCGUUUGUGAUAACAGCGAGACAGAAGAAGAAGAAGAAGAAGAAGAAGAAGAAGAAGAAGAAAAAUAAAAGCAGAAAGCAAUAGAUACAAUAAAAAAAAAAAAAGAGAAACACAAUAGCUAGGAAAACCCACAUACACACCCACCUAUCCCCCCAACACACACACACACACACACACACACACACACACACAUGAGCUUCACCCAUUCAGACGUGGACAUGGGCAGUGGUGGUGGUGGUGGUGGUGGAGGGAGACACAUAGUACUCAGUCACUCCCCACAUGACUACCACGCCUCCUCCAACGUCACCAGCCCCACUAGCACCUCCCCUCUUCCCACCCAGUGCCAAGGAGGGGCGCGGGGGGACGGAGUGCCAAGCCACCUCUCCCCAGCUCCCCCCAACAUGCACUCUGUCAUCGUGCCAAACUCAGCGGUUCUCCAUCAACAAGGAACCUCACCUUUGUGCAAUGUGGGCGUCACCAUAGCCGGCGGCGGGGAGAUACUACUAGGGGGAGCAGGAGGAGGUGGUGGAGGAGGAGGGGAAGUGGCACCAGCAGGAGGAGGAGGAGGAGGAGGAAGCACCCUGGCUUGCACUAUUUGUGGGGACAGAGCGACGGGGAAACACUACGGGGCUCACUCCUGUGACGGCUGUAAGGGGUUCUUCCGCCGCUCCGUCAGGAAAAACCACACGUACAACUGCAGGUUUAACAGGAGCUGCACAGUGGACAGAGACAAGAGGAACCAGUGCCGAUAUUGUCGACUACGAAAGUGUAUCCGAUCUGGAAUGAAGAAGGAAGCCGUGCAGAAUGAGAGGGACAGGAUCAGCACCAGGCGGCCCUGCUAUGACGAGACGAACAACGCUGGCGGCAUCACGCUGGCCAUCGUCCUGAGCGCCGAGCACCUCUCCAGACAGUUCUCUCCGGCCGUGGAGGAGGUGAACGUGAUGAGCAAGAAGGUGGCAGGAGUGAUGGACGUGUGUGACAGUAUGAAACAGCAGCUCCUUAUCUUAGUCGAGUGGGCCAAGUAUAUCCCUGCCUUCUGUGAUCUGCCUCUUGAUGACCAGGUCGCCCUUCUGCGCGCCCACGCCGGGGAGCACCUGCUGCUGGGUGCCGCGUGGCGCUCCAUGCGGCUGCAGGACAUGAUUCUGCUGGGGAACGAUUGCGUCAUCCUUAGGAACUCCUCGGAGAUGGAGAUCAGCCGCAUCGGUCAGCGCAUCUUGGACGAGCUGAUCAGGCCUCUACGUACAGUCCAGCUUGAUGAACAUGAGUACGCCUGCAUCAAAGCCAUCGUUUUCUUCGACCCAGUCAUUCGGGGCCUGCGCAACGUGGAGCGUGUCAAGAUGCUUCGGUACCAAGUUCAGUUGCUUCUCGAGGACUACAUCAACGACCGCCAGUAUGAAUCACGUGGCCGCUUCGGGGAGAUUCUUUUGACCCUCCCGGCGCUGCAGUCCAUCACGUGGCAGAUGAUCGAGCAGAUACAGUUUGCUAAGCUCUUCGGGGUGGCAAGGAUUGAUAACCUUCUGCAGGAGAUGUUGCUUGGAGGCGCGACAGGUGAGGGCGUGAAUGGCGUGUCCGGGUCAUCGGGUGGUGGGUACGGCGGCGGGGACGGCGGGAUAGGAAUAGGUGUACCCGCCCCUCCUCCUGGCGGCGUGGGGCUUCCUAUCCCUCUAGGGGCAGCCACGGCAGCUGGGGGAGGCCUCGCCAUGGGUUUGAACACCACUGGGGACACCACACAGGGCUCCACAAGCUCCCCUGCUCCUCCUCCCCACGAGCACCAGUCCCCCCAACCCUGCAUCCCCUCCUCCUCCCCAUGUGCAUCCGGGGAGAUGAGCAACGGCCACCUUGGAGUAAUAACUAGGGACGCCAUCAAAGUGCUGCUGACAGCGACGCAGACGAAGGCGGAUCUUAUUAGCGACUUCUCCGUGGACUGUGGUAACCUACUGAGAUCCUUUUCCUCCGUUUGCCUCACCUAUAAACAAUCUCUCAGCGAAAGAUAUAAACGAGGCACAGAAACAAAGGGCGCGGCUUCCUUUGACGAUGAUAUCACUGAAUUCCGUCCCCGUCCGCUUCACGUUCUCCUCGCGGAACAAGACGAAGACCCGAUGCUGCCCCCAGAAGACGCCUUCCAACUCGUCAAGACUCAUUGGACAAGAGAAAGGUUCCGCAGGUCCCACCGGGACGUGAAUGGCUAUGACGAGUGCUGCCCGCAGUCCACCAAGAACUGCACUGUGUAUGAGGUGGCCGAGUACUGUAACAGCCUCAGGCCCCCGUAUAGGGAACUCUUAGCUUCCAGAAAGAGGCAGUAAAAGUGGGAGGAGGACAACGCGGCCACUGCUGCUCCGAACAAUUUAAGUCAGUUCACUUCGCAGUCUCGUCAUUUUCGUCCGUAUCUUCCUUCCAAAUGAGGUACUAAAGGAAUAUGUUUACAAAAUUAUCACUUCACAUCCUUACAAUUUUUUUUUUUUCGGUACGGGUUAGAAAAGGUAAAAGUAAUUGCAAAACCUGAAAAUUUCCAUCCGUGUCCUCCCUCUAGAAGGCACUAUUGAAGGAUUUGUGUUUGCAGAAUUCUUACCUCACGCCUCCACUUGUUUCAUCUUUCCAAAAACACCAGAGGAAGAUCAACAUCAAGAUCAACAAGUUAUCGCUUCAGAACCUGACAAUUUUCAUUCCAUGCGGUCUAAAAAAGUUCGUAAAAGUUCAUGCUAACAAAUUAAAGCUUCAUAACCUAAUAAUUUUGCAUCCCUUCCAUGCCCCUCCCCACUCAUAAAAAAAAAAAAAAAACUAAACUAACAUUUUUAACAAAUCAAUAAUUUUGCAAACUGAAACUGUUCAUCCAUUCCAAUCUCUCUUUCCUCAAAAAAAAAAAAAAAAAAAAAAAAAAUAAAAUAAAAUAAAAUAAAAUAAAAUAAAUAAAUAAAUAAAAAUAAAUUAAUUAGUUAAAUAAAAAAAAUAAAAAAGUAAUGAGGUCCAUGCUAAUAAAAUAAUCACUUUUCAAUCUUACAAGUUUCAUUCGUACUCCAUAAGAACGUACUAAGCCAUAUUAACAAAUUCAGAGGCUUAGAAUUCACUCCUAUCGUUAAAACGGAAAGUCACUGAAAGCUCAUGAUAGUACAUUAUAACCACAUUUUUACAAGUUUCCUUUCUUCUCCCUAGACAAAGUUACUGAGUCUCUUACUAACAAACUGAUCACUUGAGAACCAUGCACUGCUCAUCUCACAGGCCUCUCACUCACUCAAACCAAUAUAAAAGUGUGUUUAUUAAUCAUCGUAAAGAAAAAUAUACAGAAAAAGCAACAAAACUCAAAUUCUUCAAGAUCCCCAUGUAUAUUUCGCACCUGCCCACUGUUCAGCUUCCCUUCACACCUGCUGGGGAAGGUAACAGGUAUUUAAGCCUCCUCACAGGUAAAACCCAUCCCCAUAAUACCAUGUUCCCAUCUGAUUGGUGAAUUGGUGAAGCAUAAAACAAAUAAAAUCUCAUUAGAGUUGCAA
This is a messenger RNA of Scylla paramamosain (green mud crab), 3815 nucleotides long. Its product is annotated as transcription factor HNF-4 homolog. Gene Ontology annotation, biological process: regulation of transcription by RNA polymerase II; cell differentiation; anatomical structure development. The coding region runs from base 522 to 2633 and encodes 703 amino acids. The record is from RefSeq and is a predicted model, not a curated record. Lineage: Eukaryota; Metazoa; Arthropoda; Malacostraca; Decapoda; Portunidae. Gene Ontology annotation, molecular function: nuclear steroid receptor activity; RNA polymerase II cis-regulatory region sequence-specific DNA binding; nuclear receptor activity. Gene Ontology annotation, cellular component: nucleus. The transcript is spliced from 13 exons.